AAUAUUAUGUACAUUUAUGAUUUAUUUUGUUUUUACCUUCUAUCCAAAAACCUAUUCAUUAUUUUGUAGUUUACAAUAAAGCUUAAUUUUGUUAAUAAUUCAGCCGGUACGAUUGCAGUUUGUUAGACAUGGACCACAUGCGGCUGGAGAGGAUAAAGUAUGACAGAAGAAUCGCUCUAAUAAGGGUAAUAAUCAUGAGAUGCACAUCUGUAUAAAUGACGAUGUAGAGCAACUAUGGGCUAGUGAGAAUAUUGACAUGAAAGUCUUUAACGAACGCACCAAUACAGUGUCGACGACCACAACAUUAAAUAGCAAAUAUGAUCCAAUGACAUCACUUGCAACAUCACCGACACCCUCAUUUAACAUGGAAAAUGGCGCAAAGUCAGCGAUAAAUUCAAAUUUAGUUAAUAAAUUAUGUAAAAGUGAUAAACUCAUUACCUGAAUUAAUUUAAUAUAGUUGAACAAUUAUUUCAAAUCCAUAGAGAGAUUCUUAUAUAUUAUAUUUACACACACAGAUUAUCUACAAAAUGCUUAAAUCAAAUAGAAUUAUUUAUUUUUCAUACUUUAAGUGAG
Chironomus riparius is the source of this 573-nucleotide messenger RNA. Lineage: Eukaryota; Metazoa; Arthropoda; Insecta; Diptera; Chironomidae. The record is from the annotation of a GenBank genome assembly.